GACAGACAUCGCCAGGUAUUUACAAAAAGAAAAAUAAUGUAGAUUUAUGAAUUUCACUGAGGCUGGACGUUUGUGCUUUGCUGAUGCACUGAGGGCCAGACAGUGCAAGCAUCCACAAAAGUUUGCUCUUUACUCCUUAGGUUUCCAAAUGGGUGAGAGAAGAGCUGUGCCCUGAAGGGACACAGCAUUAUUUUGAUGUCUGGCACAUUGGGAAAAGUAUGUAUCCAUUGUUGGAACGUUUAAGCAGUUUUUGUUAUUGCAUUUCGAUUAAUACCAUUUGUUCUAAACCAGGUCUGGGGAAGGCCUUGGAUACAGCCUCAAAAGACAGACAGUGUGAACAACUAUAGUUGUGGAGGCCAGCCAUAGUAAACCACCUGUACUGGACUGCAGCCUCAACCCCUGAUGGCAAUCCAGCUGUGAUGGAGGCCAAAUGGAGAAGCUUGGUGAAUCACAUUCAGGACAUCCACGACCAUGACACCCCUGCCUUCUCCAGUUGCGCUCAUGCCCCUCUGGAGGGGGAUCAACGAGAUAAAGAGUGGCUGGAACCAGGCUCAAUGGCAGCAGUAAAACUGGAGGGUAUCAUCACAAGGACAUCCUUACUGAAGGAUGUUCGACAGCUGUCUCCGCAGCACCAGACUUACUCCCUUGAAGCCUUCCACUCCCUGAUCCUGCACUUCGCACCCAAGCACACUGGGUUUUCAUACCAGGGCAUGUAUAGCAGGCUUCUCUUAGCGGCGCUGCAUUACAACCAUAAUGCGAACAGAGAGACCGCACGAAGAAGCGAUGGUUUGGAGAGGUAUAGCGUGCGAUAUCCACGUUUCAGAAAAGGUGCCUGGGUAGUUGUGCCCAUCAAAGAGAAGGCCUCAUACGGUUAUGCAACGUCAUUAAUCGAGGCUCUUCGGGAGAGCUACAUGGAUUCACCCAAGGCUCUUCAAGAGGCCAAUCAUUUAGUUGUGAGUAUGUAUAUAUGUAUAUAGUAAGUAUAUGUUAUUUUAUUUGGUGGUGGUUUUCUGUAUGCCACAUGUUUUGUUUUCUCUUUGUGUGCUGUUUAUUGCUUGGGUUUUUUGAUUGUUCCAGGAAGUUUAUUAUAACCUUACAUUUUAACCCCUUGCACUGACCCUAACAUCUGUCGACUAACAUUAUCUCUUGGUUAUUUUUGGCUGUAACCCAUUCAUUCCUUUAUCAGCAUCACCAUGGUUACCGCCUCACUGCAUGUCGCAUGUUUUGUUUUUAUUGCUUGGGUUUUUUACUUAGUUGUGUGCACAAAUCAUUCCAUUACAGCUCCAUUUGCCCCAUAAUUCAUAAAAAAAAUUGUAAGAAUCCGAAAGGGACCUCUGUGUGCGCUUUUCUCUUGGAUCACUAUGCGUCUGCUCUAUGUGAUAUCAUUGCAUGUAUGUGUCCGUG
Molecule: messenger RNA, 1404 nt
Organism: Gadus macrocephalus (Pacific cod)
Lineage: Eukaryota; Metazoa; Chordata; Actinopteri; Gadiformes; Gadidae
Exons: 5
Coding region: 420-977 (185 amino acids)
Source: RefSeq, a predicted model, not a curated record